This is a messenger RNA of Aphis gossypii (cotton aphid), 2015 nucleotides long. Its product is annotated as isocitrate dehydrogenase [NAD] subunit beta, mitochondrial. Bases 177 to 1370 code for a protein of 397 amino acids. The record is from RefSeq and is a predicted model, not a curated record. Gene Ontology annotation, molecular function: oxidoreductase activity, acting on the CH-OH group of donors, NAD or NADP as acceptor; NAD binding; magnesium ion binding. Gene Ontology annotation, biological process: isocitrate metabolic process; tricarboxylic acid cycle. Gene Ontology annotation, cellular component: mitochondrion. The transcript has 9 exons. Lineage: Eukaryota; Metazoa; Arthropoda; Insecta; Hemiptera; Aphididae.
AAUUAUUAAAAUCUGUGAUUUCAUUGGACAUUGCGAUCACCGAUUCUUUUUCUUUGAUACUACGAACUAUAAUUCCUAGGUCCGAAGGUGUACGUUUUUUUUACUCUUCGAAAUUAUAGUAAUUCAUUUUCGUACAAUUUUUUUUGUUUAAAUUAUAAGUAAUUGACUUUAUUAAAAUGUCAAUUCUUAAAAAUGGAAUGAAACUACUGAUGAACAGAUCAGCUCAAAAUGCAUUGGGAAAUAAAUGUCUCCAUACUCCAUCGUCAUUGGACACGGCUAAAACCGUUAACAUCAAGUCACCGAUUGCUAGGGCGUUUGCUUCUAGUGAACUAAAUGAGGAUAAAUAUUCCAACAUGCCAGCUGAACGAAUAACAUGCACAUUAAUUCCGGGUGAUGGAGUUUAUCCUGAAUUGAUGAAUUCUGUUCAAACUGUACUGAAAGCAAUUGGAGCCCCUAUUGAUUUUGAAACCAUAUUAUUUUCAGAAGUACAACAUUCUAGCAGUGCUCAAGUUGAAGAUGUUAUCAAAUCAAUUAAUCGCAAUAGAAUUUGUUUGAUGGGUGCAUUAAUGAGUCCUGAUGUUAGCUAUUCUGGAGAACUUCAAAAUUUACAUAUGAAACUCAGGAAAGGUUUAGAUUUGUAUUCUAAUGUUGUUCAUGUAGUUUCAUGGCCGGGAGUUGCUUCUAGACAUAAAAAUAUAGACAUGGUAAUUAUUCGUGAACUUACAGAAGGAGAAUAUUCAGCCCUUGAACAUGAAUCAGUUGAUGGUGUGGUUGAGUGUUUAAAAAUUGUUACUGCUUCAAAAUCUCAAAGAAUAGCAAAAUUUGCUUUUGAUUAUGCCAUAAGAAACAAACGUGAGCGUGUUACAUGUGUUCAUAAAGCUAACAUUAUGAAACUUGGAGAUGGCUUGUUUUUAAAAAGUUGUUCAGAGAUCAAACAACUAUAUCCCAGUGUCAACUUUGAAGCUAUGAUUGUUGAUAACUGUACUAUGCAAAUGGUAUCCAAUCCUCAACAGUUUGAUAUUCUAGUUAUGCCCAAUUUAUACGGAAACAUAUUAGACAACUUGGCAGCUGGUUUAGUAGGUGGAGCAGGUGUUGUUGCUAGCUCAUCUUUCAGUCCUGAAUGCGCUGUAUUUGAACCAGGUGCAAGACACGUAUUCCAAACUGCUGUUGGUAAAAAUAUUGCUAAUCCGACUGCGAUGUUGAUGUGUGCAUCUAAAAUGUUAAGACAUGUUAAUCUACAACAUUAUAGUGAAUCCAUACGAACUGCAAUUAGAGAAGUACUUGCUGCUGGAAAAGUAAGAACGAGAGAUUUAGGUGGUUCAAGCAGCACUCACGAGUUUACUGACGCAGUUAUUAAAGCUAUUGUUUAAAUUAUUAUUAUUACCUUAUUUUUGCGUGUUGAACAUUAAAUUUUCUUGUAAUAAUAAUUUUAUUUCUCAUUUUAGCUUAAUUUGAUCAGUUGUACACAGUAUUAUUGAAAUAGAUUACAUACUUAAAAAAAAUGUAUUGUUAAUCUAGAUAACAAUUUUAUCAAAAACUUUAAUACUUCCUUUAAUGUUAUAAUUUCAUCAAUCAUUAUUUAUUAAAUUUAAUAUUUAAAAACACAUUUGUAUAAAAUAUUUAAAUUAGCCCAUCGCAUAUUAAAAUACUAUUUAAAAUUUUUUAUGAACCAUUGAAAAUAUAUUCAAAAGUUACACUAUAAGUUUGUGUUUUAAAUAAAAAAUAUUUUAGGUAUACAAAAAAAUUUCAGUUUAUUGUACUUAAAAUAUUAUUAAAUUCUUGUAUUCAAAUCCUAAUUGCUUAAUUUUAAGAAUAGUCUCUUUUAAAUAAAUAAGUAAUAAAUCACAAUUUAUUAAACUUUGUAAUUAUUAUUGUUAGUUUAUUAUCUGUUUUUAUUGUAAGAAUUGAUCAGCAUAAUACCAAUUAUACUUUAUUAUCAUUAAUUAUUUAACAGAUUGUUAUAAUGUAUACAGAUAAUGUAUUUUAGUAUUAAAUAAAGUCUUAUUUAACUAUCA